Messenger RNA from Corticium candelabrum, 1357 nucleotides. RefSeq lists its product as uncharacterized. The coding region runs from base 44 to 1141 and encodes 365 amino acids. The record is from RefSeq and is a predicted model, not a curated record. The transcript has 4 exons. NCBI's taxonomy places the organism in Eukaryota, Metazoa, Porifera, Homoscleromorpha, Homosclerophorida, Plakinidae.
AAACCAACGUAGUCUGCUCUGCUGUAAUUUCACUCGUUUGAUUAUGUCGUGGAUGCCCUCCUACAUUGCAGUGUUGCUGCUAGGCCUAGCGGACAGCUCUACUGCACUCGAUGGAUCGCGUACCCAGCCGGUCAUCUCGAGCCUAGAUGGAUCGUUGACGCACGACAGCGUCGCAGAAAAUAUUGUACGAAUGGUUACAAGUUUGACAAGCGUCUCCAUCAGCAAAAUCGACUCGAGAAGCGGUUCUGAGCACACACAGCUGGCAUCUGACUUUGAUCAACACGCAAGAACAAAGCGUUUCAGCGAAUACAGCCCGUAUUCGAGCAACCCCUAUGACCUCGGACCCAUCAAUCAAUGCAGCUACCCUCAACUGGAUGUGUGCAAUUUCGAGAGCGGCUACGUUGUUCCUGAGUACGUAGCUCGGAGUCUUCAACAACAAAACAGUUUACUCAACAAUCUUCAUCAACAGCUUUCUUCAGUUCUGUCGUCCAGUUGCGUUAGUUCUUGGAUGAACUUUCUGUGUAAAGCCACCAUUGGCCCGCGAUGCAUUUCAAACACAACAGUUCGUUAUCAGAUCAACAACUACGACAUUUGUCGUCAGGUAUUUUCGUCAUGUCCACUUAGCUCAAAUUUGAGCAGCAGUUACUGUCAAGAACUUACGCAAACAAUGAUAUACCCGUUAGGCACAUUAUCUCUAGUCAACUGCCGACUUAUCGACGUCGACGGGUGCAGGAAUACCCGUCCGUCACCGGACUGGCUCGCUGCCCUAUUCGAACGUCGCGCACAGUCAACUUCUCUUGACAACGAAGUAAGAGCACUAAACCUCUCGGACAGUUGCCAAGAAAAGUACGUCAGACUAGCUUGCACUUUGCCUACAUGCAAUUCUAGUGGACGUCUACAAGGUUACCGAAGCUCAACUCAAUGCAACGACGUCGCAAACUGCAUCAAAGACAACGAGGCGCGAAAUAUUUUCUCUGCUGUUAAUCUAUGUCACAGUUUGGGGACGCUAAAGCAGCCGAGUGGUUGUGCUGGAGAAACCGAAUCGUGCAAGUCGGGCACUGCUAGCACUACGUACUACGUUGGAAUAUCCAUUGCAUGGUCGGUGUUGGCGCUCAUUAAGAACUGCUUGCCGUUGUACUAAGUCCGACAAAGAGAUGUUCAACAUGUGUGGGUGUGGCUGGCUAUCAAGCUCAUUUGCUGCUUAUCAUCGAUCUUUAGACGCGAAAGAUGCGUGUAGACUCAAUUAUUGCCUAAUCUCUUGCUGCUUCCUUUUCUUUGCGUAACCUUUAAUUGUUUGCUGCAUCUGUUUGCAAGUUGUUGGCGCUUUAAAUUGUCACGAAUAGACGUGAGCAUUCAA